Poeciliopsis prolifica (blackstripe livebearer) is the source of this 3200-nucleotide messenger RNA. Its product is annotated as sphingosine-1-phosphate phosphatase 1-like. Gene Ontology annotation, cellular component: endoplasmic reticulum membrane. The transcript is spliced from 3 exons. Gene Ontology annotation, molecular function: sphingosine-1-phosphate phosphatase activity. The coding region runs from base 315 to 1622 and encodes 435 amino acids. The record is from RefSeq and is a predicted model, not a curated record. Gene Ontology annotation, biological process: sphingosine metabolic process; phospholipid dephosphorylation. NCBI's taxonomy places the organism in Eukaryota, Metazoa, Chordata, Actinopteri, Cyprinodontiformes, Poeciliidae.
UCCAACAAGAAGAAGAAGAAUGAGCAUAAACUGUCCCAACGGGCUGACGCAGUUAGUAUCUAUGAACGCAUCGCACUGUAAACUAAUGGUUAACUGUUACGGACUUUGAAUGCCGCUGUUUCUAAUUGGACCACACCACCUGACAGAGUCUGUAUUUUAAAUGCCGAAAACAGGUCUCAAGAGAGGUAUUCUGCACCGGUCUUCCUGCUCAGAGCGUUUUCUUAUAGGAAAUGACCCGACCUUAGUUAGCUUUCCCGAUGAAUUACAACUGAAAACAAACGGUUUUGUGUGAAGAAAAUUAAGUAUUUAAAGACAUGGCGAGCGUUGCUGUAAAUAAGUUUGUAGAGGUAUGUAAUUAUCUCCAAGACCCCAUCCAUGUUGCCAGGUUUCAACAUUUCUGCGGCGUUAAAGGGACAUUUCCGGAGAAGCGGACCCAGUCGGACAGCGGGCAGCCGGACCCGGACCGUCCGGGACUCAGACAGAGGGUCCAGCGGAGCUCGGAGGAAGAUGUGGGGAACGGGGAUAACGUUUUGGCUCAGGUUAACGGGAAGGAGGAGGGGGACACGGCCAGGCCCGAUGGUCUAACAGCGGCAGUGACUGCCAGAGCGAAGAAGCCCCUCCGGAGGAACUCCCUGACCGGGGAUGUGGGUCAGGAGUUCCUGAUCCACAACAAGUUCCUUUUCUACCUGUUCACCUUCGGAACAGAGCUCGGCAACGAGAUGUUCUUCAUCGUCUUCUUCCCCUUCCUCUUCUGGAACGUCGACGCGCUGGUCAGCAGGAGGCUCAUCGUGGUCUGGGCCUGGAACCUGUUCGUGGGACAAUCUACCAAGGACAUGGUGCGCUGGUCCCGACCCGCCUCGCCUCCCGUGGUCAAAGUGGAGGUCUUCUACAACUCAGAGUACAGCAUGCCAUCCACGCACGCCAUGACGGGGACAGCCAUACCCUUCUGCCUUUUCAUGUUGACCUAUGGUCGGUGGGAGUACACCUUCCUGUUUGGAUUCUCUGUGGCUCUCAGCUGGAGCCUCCUAGUCUGCGUUAGCCGAGUCUACAUGGGCAUGCACUCUGUUCUGGAAGUGAUCACUGGCUUCCUGUAUAGCCUUCUGGUUCUCGCUUUCUUCCAUCUGACCUUGGAGAGGAUCGACAACUACUACAUGACGGACCACUAUGCUCCUCUCGUCAUCAUCUUGUCACACGUGAGCCUGGGACUCGUAGCUUUCUUGUUGGAUUCGUGGAGCACCUCUCGCGGCGACACCGCUCAGGCUCUCGGCACCGGGGCCGGCGCCGCCCUGGCUUCACAUGUGAACUACCAGCUGGGUCUGAUGCAGGAUCCUCCGCUGUCCUCACUGCCACUAAUUAUGCCACCGAUCACCACGGGUCUGAUGUUGCGCUCCGUGCUGCGCUUCGUCAUCGGCGUCGCCGUCCUCCUCGCCACCAGAAUGGCCAUGAAAGCAGUGACUAUCCCGUUCUUGUGCCAUCUUUUCAGGCUGCCGUCGGGCGACGUGAGGCAGGCGAGGCAGCAGAUGAAAGUAGAGCUGCCGUACCGAUACAUCGUCUACAGUGUUGUAGGUUUUGUUAGCGUCUGCUUUGUGCCUGCCCUCUUCUGGAUCUUUAACCUUGCCUAAGUUUUUUGUGCAAACUGUUUGGAAACACGCUGCUCAUUCAGGCAGAACACAAGUUGUUUUCGGAGCGACCGAAGCAUAGUUACAGGAUGAAGCUGAUAUUUGGGUAAAUAAAUCCAACCAGAAACCACAAAAGGAUGUAAUUGUAUUAAGUGUUGUCUCAGCCAAAGAAAAUCUAAAAAAAUAAAAAAACACAGUAAACCGCAACAAUUAAAAAUGAAUCUUCCUUUUGUCUUAAGAAUCUAUAUUUAAAUACAUGUGACCCACUGAAGCACUAGUUUAUUUUUUUUAAAGAUGGACAGUCUCUUUUUAAAUUUUUUAGUUAGUGAUGCAUUUCUAAUUAAAAGGAGACAUCUAAUUUACCUUCAUCUAUGGCAUUGACCUACAGAAACUGGCAAAUCACAAUUCUGUUUUAUUUUUUAAAUAAUAAUUUAAAAAUACAGAAGAAAUGUGCUUCAAGAUAUGUUUUUUUCAUUCAACAAAAAAUAAAAGAACCAUUUCCUUCCUUUUCUGUUAAAUCAUUCUGUUGUUAUUCUAUUCAGACUGAAAAUGGUGAGCUGCUUGUUCUGAUGCAGUUAAUGAAGGGAAAAUAUGUUUUUGGGGGGUUUUUGUGUCUUACUUGCUGAUUUCUCAUCAGAAACUAUCAAAAGAAAAUUGAACAAUUCUGAUCUCUGGCCGACAGAUUGGCGCAUUUUUACUCAUAUUGUUUCUUUUUUCUUUUUUUUUUAAAUUCACAUCUUUCGCCACAAUUAUUGACAAACAUCUGCCUUUCGUUUUUUCCAUUCUGCUGGACAACUAACUGUCUCAUGCCAGUAAAUGCAGAGUAUGCUGUACGUGAAAAAAAGUGCAGUAUUUACUAACUUUUAAAUAUCUGAGCAAAGAAAACAUUCAGUUUAAGACAAUAGUAAAAACAACUAUUGUUAUUUAUUGACUUGCUUAGCGUAUGUCCUUGUAUGUAAUGAUUAUUAUAUCAAAAACAAUAUCCAGGUCUUUUAAAGAUUUCCAUAUUGUCAAGGGGUUUAGAUUUCAAACGGGCCUAUACAAAUACAUGUUUCAAAUGUAUUUUAAUGGUUUUGAGUUCACUGUUGAAGACCCUAUUUCACAUUUCCAAAGGUUGUUAAAAUAUAGAGCCGUAUUCUUUUAGAGAUUCAUAUUUUCAAAAUAAUUCAAGCCACAGGAGAGAUUGUGGCAGAUCUCAUUUACUGCAGUAUUUUAAGUGAAUUUUAAUGAAUCAGGGUUUUUGACUUCAAAGUUUUUGUGUUGUUACUUCUAUUUUCUUGUAGCGACUUUUUUCAGUAUUUCUACUGAUUAUUUAGCCCAAGUAUAAGUACACUGAUCAAUAAUCAUUUGAAGAAAUAAACAUAUUUUUGAUAAAUUACCUGAAUUUUUGCUUUCAAAACAAGUAGUGUGUAAAAUUGUCUUUAUUUAUUGUUUUGGUUUUCAGAGGCAUCUCAUUUGACAUUUGUAAACUGCAUGUCUGACAACUUUGACUCUACUUUUGCCGUUGAUAUAGCUGUUUGUAUUUUGUUGUAGAAUAGAUUUAUUCUGGUAUUAAAACCAAUAUAUUCCUUUCCCCAUAUA